AUUGUCAGAUUGAUUAUUGUGUAGAUCAUUUUAGUAUCAAGUAUGCUUAAGUUGGCCUGCUACCAUGGCUCUGCGCAUCUCGACUGUCCUAUCAGAACAAUUGCAUAACAGGGUCGCGUGGGUGAUUCUUGCACAGGAAACAAUACAGCCUACCUAAGUGUGUUUUUGAAGGUUGGCUGGGGGUUUCAUCUCUCGGGCCCUCUCUGGGACAGGGUAUUUCAUUCACUUUGUGAUUAUUCGACUGUGUGCUGCUUAUUUAUGUGAUGCAGCAUUCUAUGGAACAGUAGGCUAGUUUACCCAGCAGCAUCAUGCGAAGGAUGCGUCAAAACGCAUUGCAGGGUGUCUGCUUGCCCACUUCUUACGUCACGCUUACGUGUCUGUCCUGGCAGAAUAUAAUUGAGGACAUGCGGGUAUUUGAAGGAACGCUGAUUUUUUUUAAUUGAGGCUUUAUUUUAUGAGAGUUCAAUCCCCUACCAGCAUCGGCACAUCAGUCAUUUAUAGUAGUGUUUUUCCGUAUGAAAGGUUUGAAAGAGUAUGCUCGUGAAUAUCUCACACCAAUCUUCCAAUGCUGUGCUGGCGAUUUGAGGUUGUAGGCCUAGCGGUUGUUGUCAGGCUACUACUAUAUGGUUAACGACUGUGUACACAAAUAGUUUGUCCCAGUCCUGGCGUGAACAGUUUGUCCACAGCGUGGACAUAAAACAUUGUGACCAGGGUCAAGAGGGAAGGUCUUUACUUUUAUGUAACAACACUUUUACUACGCCAGAGAUCAAUACUUCUGCAGUUAAGUAGGAGAGAGAAAGAGAGAGAGAAAGGUAAAGAGUAGGGGGCACCCUUGUGGUUUAAUUUAGCACAGUAAAACUGCACAAGGACGAGAAGAGCACUCCAAGAAUGUCAGAGGGGUGGUGAAUGACAUUUUACGAGAGGCCUAAAUGCUCUGGGGGUGAGGAGAUGGUGUUAUGGCCGAGAGGGUUGGCUUUCCCAGAAGUGGUCACUGUCUUACUGUCUUUAAUCUGCCACAACGCCGUGGCACAGUGUCCCUUCAUCAGUUUUAAGGGUUUGAUGAAGGGACACUGUGUUUGUUGAUGUGUUUGAGAUCAGGAAAAGCUAUUCAAAAUGCACAGAAAUCUGACAUUUCUGAGCAAAGCGUCUUCCUCCUUCCUACAAUGCACCUUUCACCACAUCAAAGAAGGUACUUUGUGCCAAAACGUUUAUCGUACCUGCCCAGCCAUAAAUUAGAAAUGACAAAUUAUUCACCAUUGAGAAAUUAUUCACCGUUCUCCAGUGUGUAAAGUCCUUUCCCUUUUGUCUGUACAGUGUUUUGAACAGUGGCUCUUGAUGGUCAGGAUGUGAGUUCACGUAAUUCAUUGGGAUUACGUAUUAAGAUUGCAUAACCACAUUGAGAGAGGCUUCUUUGAGCAGGAGCUUAAAAAGGGCUGUGUGGUGCGUGGGUCUCCAGAGGGAAGCUGGAGAGCAUGGAUGAGCAUGGCUGCACUUCAGCGUUUCAUCCGUGGGACCUACGCAGGUUUGGAGUGCUGACUGCAAACAGCCCGCCUGGAAUGCUGGUGUCACAUGAGGUUGUGUGGGUGAUAAUGCUGCAAGAUGUAGUCGAGUAAAUGACCUCCAGUCAUUUUAACAUGCAUGCACUGACCUCAGAAGCUGUCAGAAGCGAAUGUCCACUUUUGCAGUUUGCGUACUGGUAUAAAAUACUGUAGGUGUGUGACUUGAACACUGAAAUGUGAGUUGAGUGUCACCGCUAAAAGCAUUAUUGGUCUCCAUGGUUCUGCCUUAUUCUCUUGCCCUGCCUGCCCUUUCACUUUUUUCUCUGUCUGCCACUUUUGAGAGGAGGCAGGGAAGGGUUUCGACAGUAUGAGGGCAAAUUAGCUUAUUGAGUUACAUUCCAGUCUAUUGAGGCAAGGCCUCCCUUCUCGUAGAUUGAAUAACUCCUAGCAACAUGGCUCUUUCAGACAAUUCAGUCAGCGGUUGAAUAGACCGUGUGUUAGUUUGUCUCUCCUAAUAUGAGUACACAUAUCUGUGUGCGGCAUGCGUAUGUGUAUGUGUGUGUGUGUGUGUGUGUGUGUGUGUGUGUGUGUGUGUGUGUGACUUUCAAAGUGACCCAUUAUGCCAAGCAAAUGGGGGAGGUGGUAGACACACUAGUCUAUUCAAGAAUCCUCUGAAACACACAAACACACGUACACACACACACACACACACACACACACACACACAGAGAGAGAGAGAGAGAGUCACAUUCGGCGUGGUCUGGAAUUCUCUGCCACGUCAGAACUGAAAAGGCUGGAUGGGGUGGUCAGGCCGUGUCUCUUUAGCUUCUGUGCCCCGCGCUGCCCCUCACUGCAGACAACACCUCUGGACCUGACUGAGCAACAGCCACAUCCACAACUACAGACACGGAACAGAGAAACUGACCAUCAGGUGAGAGAGAUGGACGAGAGGAGAAGGAGGGGGAGAGAGAGAGAGAGAGAGUUGAAAAAAAAAACAAAUGUAGGGCAGGAAUGUAGAGGUUGGUGGGAGAUAACAGGAAUCUUCACAGAUAGGGAAUCAGAAGAGUCAAUAUAAAAUGGUGGAGAGAAAAAUGAGAGAGAAGAGGGACACGCAGUGAACCUGGUAUAUGGCUGUAGAGGAGAUAACAUGAUGGAGCAGGAAGGAAUUGCGAAAGAGGGAGAGAGAGGAGAGACAAAGAGAGAGAGAGAGAGAGAGAGAGAGAGAGAAUAGUUUGGACAGAUACACAGUCACAGUGAUCAGAGCUUCGUGAGGUGUCUAGUUGUGUUGCCUCAGCAACUCCUGUGAGACCUACCUGUAACGGAAGACUGAAGAGGACAGGAGGAGAGACAGAAGAGAAGGAACAAAGGCUGAGAGCAGACAAUACAUUCAAUACCAAAACGAGAAGACAGACGGGUCCAAUGGGCAGUGGGAGCAGCAGUGGGAGCAGCAGCAGUAGCCGGCUGUUCGGGACUCUGGCGCAGACGCUGAGCAGUCCCAGCAUCCCACUGGCGUUGCCGGCGGCGCGGGAGGACGACGACGAUGACUCGUGCGACCCCGCUGACCCAGACCUGCUGCUGCGCGAGUGCGAGGAGGCGCUGCGCAACCGGCCGGCACGCUGGCAACGAGGCUUCAUGCAUCCGACGCACGUGGACGUGAACCCACGCGGACCCAGCCCUGACCAACAGCCCAUCCGCGUCAUGCAGUGGAACAUCCUGGCUCAAGCACUGGGCGAGGGGAAGGACGGCUUUCUGCGCUGCCCGCUGGAUGCUCUGAACUGGGCCGAGCGGAAGUACCUGAUCCUGGAAGAGAUCCUCACCUACCAGCCGGACGUGCUGUGCCUGCAGGAGGUGGACCACUACUUCGACACCUUCCGGCCCGUGCUGUCCAGCCUGGGAUACCAAAGUAGCUUCUGCCCCAAGCCCUGGUCGCCUUGCCUGGACGUGGAGAACAACAACGGCCCGGACGGCUGCGCGCUCUUCUUCCGGCGCGACCGUUUCGAGCCGCUGGCCACCAAUCACCUGCGUCUGUCGGCCAUGAUGCUCAAGACCAACCAGGUGGCGGUGGUGACGACGCUAAGGUGCCGCGCGUCCGGUCGCCGCUUCUGCGUGGCGGUCACUCACCUGAAGGCGCGCAGUGGCUGGGAGAGCCUGCGAAGUGCGCAGGGCAGCAGCCUGCUGCAGAGCCUGUGCGCCAUCACCAUGGAGAUGGCGGUGCAGGACGCCAGCGGCACGGUGGCGGACGAAGACGAGGCCGGCGUGCCGCUGAUCGUGUGCGGCGACUUCAACGCCGAGCCGUGGGAGGACGUGUACCGGCGCUUCGCCUCUUCGCCACUGGGCCUGGACAGCGCCUACAAGCACUUGAGUGCCGACGGCCGCAGCGAGCCGCCCUACACCAGCUGGAAGAUCCGGCGCUCCAGCGGCGAGAGCCGCCACACGCUUGACUACAUCUGGUACUCCAGCCGCCGGUUCUGCGUCAACGGCGUCCUCGAGCUGCCCAACGAGGAGCAGAUCGGCCCGGACCGCCUGCCCUCGUACCACUACCCCUCCGACCACCUGUCGCUCGUCUGUGACUUCAGCUUCUCCGAGCCCACGCAGCCCCACCGGCUGCUCUAGUCGCCCAAUCAGCACUCUGAACAGAUCCGAGUGAUCACCGCAUCCUCCCAUGGAAAACAAAGGUACAGACUGCAGUGUCCCCCUCAUCCUCCAAUCAUAGGCCUAAUACAAGUUGGGACACAAGAGACCGUCUGGAGAGGUGGGAACAUAGAAGAACUUUGCUGAGGGACUUGAUGGAGGCACAAAACUAUCCUACAGACAAGCAUCAUCUUUUCUUGUUGUCUUAAAACAUGGCACAUGUUUUUUUUAAGGACAUGCAGUAUUGUCUAUCACUGUGUUUUACAUGUCUGUUAAACUAAGUGAGCAUGUGUGUGUGAGAGUAAGAUUGUGAGCGAGCGCAAGAAAGACAAACGGUCCUAAUAAGUUCAUUUGGAUAAUAAUAUGUAUAAUAUGCAUUCAAACUGUCCACAAUGACAUAUGAAAAUAUGAGGUACUGAAUUGCAAACAGAUAAUAGUAUUGGUGUGCAAUAAGUGUUACUUCAAUGGAGAGGAUUUAUAUCCCCUUAUCGUGGCACUAUUCCUCAACUUUCUGUUAUCACAAGGCUGCUGUUUUCAGAAAAGCUAGUUAUAUCCAAACAGGUUUUAGAGUAGAGCUCUUGUCUUAUCUUCUAGGGUCACAUUUUUGUUUUGGACGGUUUUAGAUUUUCUGUUUUGUUUAUUAUAUAGAAGGAAAGCAUAGAGGUGAAGUUCCUGAGCUAAAAUGACAAAAAUAAAUAUAACUGCAGAAAUCCUACCUCUUUUCGAACAGUCCUAGUGAAAAGGUAGUAAAGUAGGUUAUUAAUAGGUUUUUUAGACCUGACUGCUCUCAGCACUGUUAAGUUGUCCUCUAUUCUGGAUAACACAAACAGGUGUAGUUUGUCAGUUGUGCCUUUUAAGCUAUUCUAGUCGCACAAUGAAAUUGAAUUGAUUUAAAUGAACUGAAAUGACUUAAUAUUACCUUGUAAUUUAUAUCUUUAAUUUAUGUUAGCAUUUUUUUUAUUCUGUUUACUAAUUAACAUUGUUAACGUGCAGACUAAGUUGUCAUGUGAGAUGUUGAUGUACAUUCUGUGUAAUGCUGUAUGGUGACAACACUGGGAUGCUCCAUGAGCAAACUUUUAUCACAAACAACUACAGGCACUGCUGUGGUUAUACUUAAUGACAAAAGCAAAUAAUAAAUUGCAUCUCAACAAAUGCUGCAUCAGUAGUCUCAA
This is a messenger RNA of Alosa sapidissima (American shad), 5302 nucleotides long. RefSeq names its product nocturnin a (gene nocta). The transcript is spliced from 3 exons. Gene Ontology annotation, biological process: circadian rhythm. Gene Ontology annotation, molecular function: poly(A)-specific ribonuclease activity. The record is from RefSeq and is a predicted model, not a curated record. NCBI's taxonomy places the organism in Eukaryota, Metazoa, Chordata, Actinopteri, Clupeiformes, Clupeidae. The coding region runs from base 2919 to 4112 and encodes 397 amino acids.